This is a messenger RNA of Chanos chanos (milkfish), 3428 nucleotides long. RefSeq names its product inositol polyphosphate-5-phosphatase B (gene inpp5b). Gene Ontology annotation, molecular function: inositol-1,4,5-trisphosphate 5-phosphatase activity; phosphatidylinositol-4,5-bisphosphate 5-phosphatase activity. The record is from RefSeq and is a predicted model, not a curated record. The transcript has 23 exons. Bases 316 to 3051 code for a protein of 911 amino acids. Lineage: Eukaryota; Metazoa; Chordata; Actinopteri; Gonorynchiformes; Chanidae. Gene Ontology annotation, biological process: phosphatidylinositol dephosphorylation; signal transduction. Gene Ontology annotation, cellular component: membrane; cytosol.
CCAUUAUUUCUCCUUUUGCCUGAACUACAAAAAUAAAUGACUAGAAUCUGACGUCAGCUGAACUUCUGUAAUCACUUCGUGGCAGCCGAGGUUCGUCGCGAGACAACGUUGGAAUUCCACGCUUGGGAAAGUAGGAGGUUAUUCACCGUGGAGAUACCUAAGGAUUUCCGUUAGGACUGUCACUUAAGUGGAUUAUAUAAAGCUGUUACAUUUAUGCGUAGAAAGAUGAAUUACUCAUCUCCUAUUCGUCGGAAUGCUUGUCAAAUCUAGCUAGCUGUCAAGCUAACGGUUCCGACAAGAGUUAGACAGGUCGAAAUGGAUCAGUCCGUGGCAAUUCAAGAGACUCUGUCAGAAGGGGAAAAUUGCAUAAUUCUUGUUUUACAUGCUGUGCAAUGCCUUGCCCUUCUGAACAAUGUCACAGAGAGCAGACUUCUGGGUUUGGUGGAACACACCAAGGAAUAUGCGUUAUUUGUAUUUACUCAUAGAAGAAUGGCCAUUACAGGUGAUGAUGUCACACUGGAGCAGAUAAUUCCCAUUUCCUACGACUUUGCGAUUUUUGAAGUUUCGUCUCCAGAUGAACUUGCAGUUGUUGGUGCAGAUACUCGAGUGCAGGUGAUUUUCCUCGACAUAGAAUUGGAACUGCGGUUACCUUUUGGUUCCCACACACGUCUCUUCCUCAGUGAAGUCACUCGGGCCUGGAGUGAUGUCUGCAAAUACCCAAAUGACACUCCAAAGUUUGAAUGGCUUACCAAGUAUAAGAAAGACUCAAAAAAGCCUGGAUUUGUGAAUCAGUCUGUAGCUUCCACUGGAGCAACAUUUACGAAGAUGAGCCAGCUUAAAAGAAAAGAGAAAUCUCAGAAAGCAGACAGUAAAGGACAGGCCAAAGAGGAGAAAAAGACUAACAGUGCAGCAGAGAAGAGCAGAGCGGAGAGCAUCUCUGAGAGCCAGGGAAAAGUCAAACGCGACGAGAGGAACGACCAGGUGCGGUCCUCCAGUCAUACAGUAUCUAACAAGGCCCAGAUGCUCUCCUUGCCCCAGUUUGGCUUGCGGGACAACCUCAUCAAAUGUGAGCUUCUCAAGAAUGAGGACCUGUACACACACCUGGAAAACUUCAGCUUUUUUGUGGGCACGUACAACGUGAAUGGACAGACUCCAAAGGAAUCUUUACGUCCGUGGCUAAGCAGCACGCCCAAUCCUCCAGACAUCUACUGCGUAGGAUUCCAGGAACUGGAUCUGAGUAAGGAAGCGUUCUUCUUCAACGACACGCCGAAAGAGACGGAGUGGCUGAAGGCCGUGUCAGAGGCCCUCCACCCAGACGCCAAGUAUGCCUUAGUGAAGCUGGUGCGGCUGGUCGGGAUCAUGUUACUCAUGUACGUGAAGGAGCAGCAUGCAAAGCACAUCGCCGAGCUGGAGGCAGAGACCGUGGGUACAGGCAUCAUGGGAAGAAUGGGUAAUAAAGGCGCCGUGGCCAUCCGUCUCCGUUUUCACAACUCGGAUAUCUGUGUGGUGAAUUCCCACCUGGCAGCGCACACAGAGGAGUACGAGAGACGCAACCAGGACUUCAGGGACAUUUGUGCACGGAUGCUUUUUAGACAGUCAGACCCCACACUACCACCACUCACCAUCAUGAAACACAAUAUUGUCCUGUGGCUUGGAGACCUGAACUACAGGAUAAGUGAGCUUGAUGUGGAAGAAGUCAAAGGUUUAAUAAUUAAAAAAGACUUUGAAACGCUGCAGAAUCACGACCAGCUGAGGAGACAAAUGGAUUUGGAGGCUGUGUUUGUGGGAUUCAUGGAAGGAGAGGUUGAUUUCCAGCCCACGUACAAAUAUGACACGGGCUCAGAUGACUGGGACUCCAGUGAGAAGUGUCGCGUGCCUGCCUGGUGCGACCGUAUCCUGUGGAGAGGGAAAGGCAUCGAACAGCUGCACUACCGCAGUCACAUGGCUCUGAGGACCAGCGACCACAAACCUGUCAGCUCACUUCUGCAGAUAGGCAUCAAGGUGGUGGAUGAGGAGUCCUACAAGAAAACGUUUGAGGAUAUUGUCAGGACGCUGGACAAGAUGGAGAAUGAGUGCAUUCCAUCUGUGUCUUUGUCCCAGCGGGAGUUCCACUUCACUGACGUCAAAUAUAUGCAGCAUCAGUCGAAAACCCUGAAAAUACACAAUGAUGGGCAGGUUCCAUGUCACUUUGAGUUCAUACAGAAGCUGGAAGAGCCAGCCUACUGCAAGCCUUGGCUGACAGCCAACCCAAACAAAGGCUUCCUCGCUCAGGGUGCUGACAUGGAUAUCGAGCUGGAGUUGUUUGUGAACCGUUCCACAGCCUCAGAGCUCAACUCAGGCCAGCAGCAGAUAGAGGACAUCCUAGUUCUCCACCUGGACAGGGGCAAGGACUAUUUCAUAUCCAUCGCCGGAAACUACCUCCCCAGCUGCUUCGGCUCUUCCGUCCAGACCCUGUGCCACAUGAAGGAACCCAUUCAGGAAAUGCCCCUGGAGUCAGUUUGGGAACUGAGCAUGAAGUCCACCGAUGAGAUUAACGCAGAUGGUGAAAAACCCAUGGACAUCCCAAAGGAGAUGUGGAUGAUGGUGGACCAUUUGUACCGCAAUGCCAGCAAGCAGGAGGACCUCUUUCAACAGCCAGGACUGAGGAGUGAAUUUGAAGAGAUCAGGGAUUGCCUAGACACGGGCAUGUUAGACUCUCUCCCUGGAAGUAACCAUUCCGUGGCGGAGGCCUUGCUCCUGUUCCUCGACGCCCUCCCUGAACCAGUGAUCCCCUUCUCUCUAUACCAGCAGUGCCUUGACUGCUGCUCCAGCUCCAUCCAGUGUAAAAAGCUCGUUUCCACGCUACCUCCAUGCCAUAAAAACGUUUUUAACUAUUUAACGGCAUUUCUUCGAGAGUUGCUGAAGAAUUCUGAACACAAUCGACUAGAUCUCAAUAUUUUAGCUACAAUUUUUGCCCCCUUGUUGCUGAGGUCUCCAGCCAAUCAGGACAUAGCUGAGAAACGAAAGACGCAGGAGUUCCUCCAGCAUUUUCUUGUCCAAGAGCAUUCUUGAUUACAACCCUACAUUAGUUGUACUGGCUUGAUUUAUUUACAGUAUUUUUUUUUUAAAAAUAAGUACAUGUGUUCUUAUAUGGUUGUAUAAAUAAUUGAAUAGGCCUAUUUGUAUUCAUUGACCCAUCUGUAAUUUUACUUCAGAGGAUUUAAGUCAGCUUUUAUUUUGUUAAAGAGCAGCUGGAACACUGACAUCCUAAUUGGCUGUUUAAAAGUAUAUUUUUUAUUUUAAGUGUUUGUAAAUACAGGACACGUUCAUGUACUUUUAUAUUUAAAUUGCAUAUAAAACUGUAGUAAUUUCCACUGCAACUCUUGUUCUUCAUUUUAUAUCAUGUAGAAAUGUUAAGAGGAAACUGUUAUGCACCGUUUUUUUGAAAC